Messenger RNA from Camellia sinensis, 492 nucleotides. NCBI's taxonomy places the organism in Eukaryota, Viridiplantae, Streptophyta, Magnoliopsida, Ericales, Theaceae. The record is from RefSeq and is a predicted model, not a curated record.
UAAUAUGGUUAAAUCCACUAUUGGAACCUUCCAUGCCAUCUGACUUCUAUCUGAUAAUGGGGCUAAACCGCAUCAUAGAAGGAAAACUUAGGUUCCCACUUCCUGAUAUUAAGACUAGGAGGUGCAUCUUCCAGGUAAAUGCAUGACAUGAUUAUGCAAAUAUAAGAUUAAUUAUUAAUAUAGAUUUCCAUUAACCCUAUCUUUAUGAUAACUUAUGUGCCAAGCAAACCUUUUAUGUCAGAAAUGCAGAUACACAAAUCUAGGAUGACGUUGGCUGAUGAUGUCAACUUAGAAGAAUUUGUUAUGACCAAGGAUGAGUUUUCUGGAGCCGAUAUAAAGGCAAUAUGUAUUGAAGCUGGUUUACUUGCUCUAAGAGAGCGCCGUAUGAAGGUUACGCAUUCAGACUUCAAGAAGGCUAAAGAUAAGGUCAUGUUCAAGAAGAAAGAGGGGGUGCCAGAAGGGCUCUAUAUGUGAAAAUACUCUGUUCUCUAU